AUGAUAUUGAAGAUCUGGGUAUCCCCGCCCGGCCAAAGAUCUGAUUCCGACAGCGAGGAUGAGGAAGAUGCUGGGGGGAAGUCCGCCGCGGCCGUGAAGCCUGCGCAGAAGAAACCCGCAGCAUCCUCCGACUCCUCCGAGGAUUCAGACUCGGAGAGUUCGGACGCGGAGGACGCGGCGGCGUCGAAGAAGAAGGUCGUCAAGAAACAGCCCGUGAAGCCAGCUGCUGCGAAGAAGAAGGCCGCCUCCUCCGGCUCCUCUUCGUCGAGCGAGGAUAGCUCCUCAGAUGAUUCGUCCGACGAUGCGGCCAAGGUCAAGGCCAAGGUCACGCCCGCCAAGGUCGCGCCGGCGGCCAAGGGCAAGAAGGAGAGUUCGUCUUCGAGCGAAGACAGUAGCAGCGAGGAAGAGGAGGUGAAGAAGAAACCGACAGCGGCGCCCCCUGCCGGCAAGAAGGUCGCUGCCGCCAAGAAGGAGUCUAGCUCUUCGGAUGAUUCCUCCGAUUCUUCGUCGUCGGAAGAGGAGGAGAAGAAGGAGAAGGCAACGAAGAAGACGCCAGCUGCGGGGAAACCGGUGGCUGCGGCGAAGAAGAAGAAGAAGGAAGACAGUUCGAGCUCGGAGGCGGAUAGCUCGAGUUCGUCGGAGGAGGAGGAGGCUGCGGCGGCGACGAAGAAGAAACCCGCAGCGGCGCCACCUGCUGGCGGUGCGCAGAAGAGGAAGCGAGACUCGAGCAGCAGCGGCGAUUCUAGUUCCUCUUCCGAAGAGGAGGAGGAGAAGGAGAAAGAGAAGCCCUCACCCGCAAAGAAAGCCAAGCCCGCCAAAUCAUCGUCGUCGUCGGAGGAGGAUUCGUCUAGUAGCGAAGAGGAGGAGGAGAAGGUGGGCAAGGGGAAGGCCGUAGCCGGGAAGGUUCCUGCCAAACCCGCGCCGAAGAAGAAGAAGGAGGAGUCGAGCGAUUCUUCUUCCGGAAGCGAAGAUUCAUCCUCGGAGGAGGAAGAGGAAGCCGCGAAACCCAAGCCGCCGGUGGCGAAACAAGGAGCCAAGAAACCCGCCGCAAAGAAGGCGGCCAAGAAGGAAUCUUCCUCUUCCUCCGCUUCCAGCAGCGAAGAGGAGGAAGAGGAGAAGAAACCGGCGACGAAAAAGACGCCGGCAGCGAAGGCGAAACCCGCGGCGAAGAAAAAGAAGGAGGAAUCGUCGAGCUCCGAAGACAGCAGUUCUGAGGAGGAGCCCGCGGCUCCCCCUGCAGGAAAGAAGGCGGCGGCGGCGCCCCCUACAGGAAAGAAGGCGGCGGGGAAGAAAGCCGAGUCGAGUUCCGAGGACAGCUCUUCCUCCUCUUCGGACGAGGAGGAGAAGGUCAAGGGGAAGGUCGCAAGCAAGCCCGCUGCGGCGACGGCAGCGACGAAGAAGAACAAGAAGAAGGAUUCCUCCAGCUCAGAUUCGAGUUCCGACGAGGAGGCGACAGCGGCGCCCCCUAAGUUCCCGACGAAGCGAGCGCAGCUGGCGGCGGGCAAGAAGGCCGGGGAACCGAGCAGCAGUAGCAGCGAGGAGAGCUCCGACGACGAACCGGCGCCCCCUGGAGGCGGCGCCGCCGCCGCGAAGAAACCCGCGAGUUCGUCCGACGACUCGUCUUCGUCGUCCGACAGCGACGACGCGCCGAAGUCGACCUCGACGCCGGCGGCGCCAUCUGCAGGCGCAAAGCGGAAACGCGGGAAGGCGGCGGCGGGGAGUUCGAGCGAGGAGUCGUCGUGGUCGAGCGACGAGGUGUCGGCGGCGAAGCGCGCGAAACAAGGGGCUAGCAAGAAACCGGGCGCCGGGUCGUCUUCGGAGUCCAGUUCGUCGUCGGAAGAGGAGGAGGAGGCGGGGAAGCGAGGGAAAGACGCUAGCGCCCUCGGUGGAGGCGACGGGAAGGCGGUGACUCCGCUCGUCAACGGACUGCCGAAGUCCGCCAAAGGUGACAAAUCGACGCCGUUCAGAAGGGUAAACGUAGACAGGGUAGAAGUUGAUUGCAGACUCACCAACAAUUCGUUCGAAGCGAAGAUGGGCUCGUCGGGAGACUGGGGCGAACGAGCAAACCGUGACCUCAAGCACACGAAGGGGAAGUCGUUCAGACACGAGAAGACGAAGAAGAAGCGAGGAUCGUACCGAGGCGGCACCAUCAGCACGCAAGUCAACUCGAUACGAUACGACGACUAACCGUCGCCACGGCGACCGUCGAGACAAUCGCGCGUCGGCCGGUUGGCGCAGCCGCGCUAGCUCCGAGAAGCGUCGCCGCGCGCGAUCGAUUGCGCGAUCGAUGCUGGGUGGAGGUCGGAUGGUUGGUGCCGGAGUCGGGAUGUGAGGGGAUCUAGGAUGCGAUGAGGGUGUCGCGCGGGGGCAAGGGGCUAAAUAUAACAAGGAGAGGAAGCGGAUUGGCUGUGUGCUUUUCGCCUCACGGACGCCAUCUUUGGACCAUAAUCAGCUGAGACGGCUGUGCAGUGCGAACCCAGAGACAAUAGAACACUAAUCUGUUCUAGGCCUAUAAUGACCAAAUAUGCAACGAAGAUUUGGGCUAGAUGUGGCGGCGCUUCCUCUCCUUGUUAUAUUUAGCUCCUUGGCGCGGGGGGGAUUGUUAUAGAGUCUCGGGUGGGAAGUGGCGGGUGUUCGCGUUUUUGCGGUUUCUGUAAUGAAAGUGUACCUCUCCCUCUUCCUCCUCCCUUCCCCUUAUCUUCUCCUGACUGCCUCUCUCCCCUUGCUCUCUCAUUCCAUUCCUCUUUCCUUUCCUUCCCCUUUUUUGUUUCUUGCCUUUCCCCUUUUUCCUUCCCUCUCCCCUCCUUCUGUCUCUCUUUCUCUCCCUCUCUUUCUCUCCCUCUCUCUCUCCCUCUCCCUCUC
This is a messenger RNA of Priapulus caudatus, 2862 nucleotides long. RefSeq names its product nucleolar and coiled-body phosphoprotein 1-like. The transcript has 6 exons. Bases 1 to 2187 code for a protein of 728 amino acids. Gene Ontology annotation, cellular component: nucleoplasm; nucleolus. The record is from RefSeq and is a predicted model, not a curated record. Lineage: Eukaryota; Metazoa; Priapulida; Priapulimorpha; Priapulimorphida; Priapulidae.